This is a messenger RNA of Xiphophorus hellerii (green swordtail), 1776 nucleotides long. RefSeq names its product transcription factor 7-like 1-A. Gene Ontology annotation, molecular function: DNA-binding transcription factor activity, RNA polymerase II-specific; RNA polymerase II cis-regulatory region sequence-specific DNA binding. Gene Ontology annotation, biological process: regulation of transcription by RNA polymerase II; canonical Wnt signaling pathway. The coding region runs from base 860 to 1648 and encodes 262 amino acids. Lineage: Eukaryota; Metazoa; Chordata; Actinopteri; Cyprinodontiformes; Poeciliidae. The transcript has 6 exons. The record is from RefSeq and is a predicted model, not a curated record. Gene Ontology annotation, cellular component: beta-catenin-TCF complex; chromatin.
CAGCUGAUGUGGAUUAGCUCUGAUUUGGUUUGAGGCUUUGCAGUAAAACGUUUCUGACAGCCGCCGCGGCAAAUCCACAGGGAGACUCAACCCUGACACGACCUGUGACCCCCCCAGGGGUCAGAGGUCAGAGAACCGCGAGACAGAAGAGAUCUGCAAGGAAAGCUUUGGAUGGAAACGGUUCAGAAAAACAAAUAUUUCAAGAACUUUGGCUUCUUUAUUUAGGCUUUUAAAAGAUGUUUUAGGCAAAAAGUCUCAUUUCAGGAAGGUGAUGAUAUUAAUGUUUCAGCACAAAUGUAACAUUUUGUCCAAGUCGAGUUUAUCUACAUCACAUUUCAGCAACAAGACAUUUCAAAGAUCUUAAAACACAUCAAUCAACAACAACUGAAGCAUCACAUCAACAUGUUGAUUAAUGUUUUAUUUAUAAUGUUUCUAAAUCAUCUCUACCCAGCUGGGCUUUUAGUCUACAUUUAAAGGAACUCAGUGUUUCGGCUGUUAUGCAGUUUUCUGGACGUUUGUUCCAGAUUUGUGGUGCAUAGAAGCUGAAAGCUGCAUGUUUGGUGUUUAACGCAACGAUAAGAUGGAAAAACAGCAACGAUGAUUUCAGAGGAGCAGCUGUUGCUUCUGCCCAACAACAGGAAGUUCAUCUGAUUAAAAACCAGCAGUUAAUAAUAUUAACUUUGGAUCAUCAGGAAUGUUCUGGAUUUAAAUUAGGAAACUUGAAACAAACCUCCUGAAUCAUAGAAAGGUUUUGAUGCUGCAGUGAAUGUUUGUGUCGUCAGAGUAACGUGAUGUGAUGCUUUCUGUCCGUCUGGAGAACCAGAGGCAGAUCCUGGCUGUCGGUGCGAAGCUUUAAAACAUGCUGAGCGUUUCUCUCUCUGAUGAUCCGCCGGUCACCACCGAAACGAGUUUCUCCGUUUGUUUCACCUCCUCCUGCAGGAUGGAGCAGAUUCUCACUGCAGAAGAGAUGCUGUUUAUGAAUGGACUGAGUGGAAAUGUUGCAGAACCAAACUGUGAUCACCAGCCCUCAUUCGAUUGGCCCGCUCAGGAAUCCGAGCUGCAGUACUGCAGUCUGACCAGCAGGGGGCAGAUCAACUCACAGGCUGCCGUUGCUAGCUCCGUCCAUCCUCUGGUCCCCCUCCUCCUCCUCAGCGACAGGCACCUCCCCCUCCGCUCCCCCUACAGCCAGCCAAUCAGCAGGCCCGUUGCCCGGCAGGCCGACCUUCCCUCCUGGACACGCCCCUGUUACCACGGCAACAGCGUUUCCAGGCAGUCGGUGAAGAAGCCGCUGAACGCCUUCAUGCUCUACAUGAAGGAGACGCGACACCAGGUGCUGCAGGAAGGACGGGAGAAGGAGAGCGCCGCCAUAAACCGCAUCCUGGGACGCCGGUGGCGCGCUCUGCCUCGAUCGGAGCAGUCCCGGUUCUACGAUCUGGCCCAGAAGGAGCGGCUGCUGCACAUGCAGCUCUACCCCGGCUGGUCCGCCAGGGACAACUACGUACGUACCAAACAUCCUGAACACUCACAGCACACAACUUCAGGAAAAAACUCAGGUUUUCCUUCGUUUCCAGGGAAAGAGGAAGAGGAAGCAGGUGGCGGGAAACUCUUCCAGGUCAGAGGUCAUCUGCAGCCAGGUGUAGUUCAAUGAUCCAGCCAAGAGUCAGACAGCAGCUGCGUGUAAAGAUUUUAUAGACGAUAAUCUGAAACUCUGCACUGAUGUACAGUAAAAAUGAGACGUGGGAAAUGGUUGGGAAUAUUGCAACGUUCUUUAAUGUU